CGCGGUGGCGUCAUCAGCGCGCGCCGCACCCGGAAGAGACGUGGCACCGGAGGAUAAUCGGGGCGGCUUGGGCUGAAGCAGGCAUAACUACAGCGGGGUUUGUCAUGGGACUUUGCAAGUGCCCCAAGAGGAAGGUGACCAACCUGUUUUGCUUCGAACACCGAGUCAAUGUCUGCGAGCACUGCCUGGUAGCCAAUCACGCCAAGUGCAUCAUACAGUCCUACCUGCAGUGGCUCCAAGACAGUGACUACAACCCCAACUGCCGCCUGUGCAACACAUCCUUGGCCAGCCAGGAGACAACUCGCCUUGUCUGCUAUGAUCUCUUCCAUUGGGCCUGCCUCAAUGAACGUGCUGCCCAGCUCCCCCGAAACACUGCGCCUGCUGGCUAUCAGUGCCCCAGCUGCAACGGUCCCAUAUUCCCUCCAACCAACCUGGCUGGCCCUGUGGCCUCUGCACUGAGAGAGAAGCUGGCCACCGUCAACUGGGCCCGAGCAGGACUGGGGCUCCCUCUGAUCGAUGAGAUGAUGAGCCCAGAACCUGAGCCCCUCAAUUCCUCCAGCUUUUCUGACUGGUCCAACUUUAAUGCUACUGACUCCCCUGAACAGGAGAAGACAGAAAGUGCUUCUGCUCCCACGGUUUUCUAUAGCCAGGCCCCCCGGCCCCCUUCAUCUCCCAGCCCACCUGACCAGCACACAAUCAUCCACAUGGGCAGCUCUGAGACCUCGACUCAUGCCCCGAGGAAGGUGUAUGACACACGGGAUGAUGGCCAGGCACCAGGCCUCCAUGGGGAUUACGACGAUGACAAGUACCGCCGCCGGCCUGCCCUGGGCUGGCUGGCCCAGCUGCUCAGGAGUCGAGCCGGGUCUCGGAAGCGGCCACUGACCCUACUACAGCGGGCAGGGUUGCUGCUGCUCUUGGGGCUGCUGGGUUUCCUGGCCCUCCUAGCUCUCAUGUCUCGUCUGGGCCGGGCUGCAGCUGACAGUGAUCCCAAUCUGGACCCACUCAUGAACCCUCACAUCCGUGUGGGCCCCUCAUGAGCCCUGGUUUGUGGCUGGGCCGGCGCAGGACCCAAGGAGAGAAGGGGAGGAGGCCUAGAGGCUCUUCUCCACUUCUCCACUUCUCUCCCUUAAGCCUAAGACACUAAGAUCCCAGGCCCAAAGCGGAGGCCACCAGGGCAGCUGCAGCCUGGCCCUGGAGUCCUACAGGCUAAGCAUUUGUCUUAAUUUGCUUCUCCUUGAAUCUCCUGCCUCCCACCCCAAUCCCUUGAAGGAGCUGACAGGGACAAAUAAACAACAGACUUUAUUAAAACACCCAAGCAGCCUUUUCCUUAUCCCUUCUCAGCCUUGGCCCCGUCCCUAGGCCUCAGUGACUUUCCUGCCGGUGCUCAAUGGUCAGAAACUCCAGAGACAAGCGGUUGAAGAACAUGGCUCCAUUGAGUACUGUCAGAGGAGAGAGCUAUCAGCCCCACACCCUGCCCCUCUUUCCACAUCUGAGUGCUAAGCUCCCCCCUCCCUGCCCUCUGGCCAUGCCUCUCCCUACUCACUCAAGAUGGUUAGGGCAAAGCACUGGAAAUAUUUAUCAUCUGCCAUCUCAGCAUAGACAGAUCCCAUGGCAGCCCAGCAGACGCUCAUCACCUGGGAGAACUGUAGGCCCAUCAGUGGGACGGCAGCUCCCUACCCACCCACCAGCCAGGCUUUCUCCAGCCCCUCAGGAGCCCCCACCAUUAGGAUAGGCGUGUAGUAGAAGCUCAUGCGGUCGUAGUGGUGGGUGAUGUAGAAGUGGUACAGGUCGCUGGCAAAGAUGCCCAGAUGGAUGAAGAAGAGCAGAAGUGCAGCCACGGUGAGCAUCAUGCCUUGGGGGAAGAAGAGCACAGCCACACGGUCCCGCCACCGCAUCCUGAACGCAGAGGGGCCUCUCGUCAAGCAGGACACUGGCCAGGACACCAACAGAACCCCCUGGUUCCACGAUGCCCCGUCUCAAACAACUGUGGGAUUCCAGAGCCAAGAGGACACUGGAGGGGUGAGGUUCUAGAACCCAGGCUGAUUCCAGCAAAGACAGUGUUUUGAUGGGUGAUUGGGGGUGCUGGGAAUUGUGGGGGCCUAGACAGGAUGCAGAGUGGUGGGGCUGUGGGUGUUGGUGAAUGGACGGUGUCAUUACACAUCCCACAGUCCCACACAGAUAGCGUGGGCACAUUCACUGACUCAGAAGAGUUAAGGGGCAUAUCUAGGCCUGCAGCAAGUCUGGAGUUGACGAGACGUACACUCACAUGGGCAGGUGAGGGGAGGCCUGGGCUGGACCCCAGGUUUCAAGUUGGGUCCUUUACUAAGGUAAAGGACAAAUACAUGCUCUGUGGUCACCCUGGGGCCUUUCCUGUGCCCUCCCCAGGUGCAGCCCAGAGAACAACUGGCGUUUCCAGGACCAGUGCUUACCAGCUUUCCCCUCUCCACCUUCAGAUGUGUGGACAAUUCACACCCCUCACCUUCCUCUCUGCAGGAGGCCCCUGAGAAGGCUUGUGGCUUCAGUCCUGUUUUGAGUCUGAGUCUGAGGCAGAAGGGGAUUGUUUUAUUCAAGCUUUCAUGGUCAGUGAGCCAUACUGAGUCUAUUCUGAAAUUAAACUCUCAUACCACUCAUACUUUUUUUUUUGUUAGCAGGUAUUGAACCUUUGGUCUGCCGGAACCACUGAGUUAAAUCCCUGGCCCCUGUUCAUACUCUUUAAGAGUUGAGAUUGUAAAUGCUGUCAACAAAAUUAGCCAGAAAAAGUCAGUAAUGGUGUGGAGGGACAGGCAAACUCUGAAGGAUUGAAGUAGGAGGAAGGGAAGGACUCAAUGCCUGGCACUGGAGUUAGGUUCGAGACUCACUCCUCCAAGCAGUGGAUUAGAUCCUGUGCCCGCCAUCUUUGCUUGCUGCCUCAGUUCGCCACUGGUCUCCAUAGUUCCUUGGACCUCGUACCUGCCACAUUGCUGUGUUGUUUUGUUUUGUUUUGUUUUUGUGGUGCUAGGGAUAGUGCCCAGGGCCUCGAGCAUGCUCCGUCCUCUACUGCUGAGCUACACCCCAGCCCACUAUGGUUUGAAUACUGAUUUGUCCCCUAAACCUGUGUGGUAGUUAAAUCCCCAACUAUGUUAAUGAUAUUAAGGGAGUGGAAUUUUAUCUGGCUGUGUAAUUUAGAGGUGAGGCUUGAGAAGUAAUUAGGUAAUUAGGUAAUUAGGGUAGAGGUCCUUUGACAGAGUCCUGGUAGGUUUGUGAAAAUGAGACCACACAAGGAAGAUACACAUGUCACGGAAGGCCCUUGCCAGAACCUGAGAUUUCUACCAUCUAAAGCAACAACAAAAAAACCACUUCUUUUAAAAAAAUAAAGUGGC
Molecule: messenger RNA, 3359 nt
Organism: Fukomys damarensis (Damara mole-rat)
Lineage: Eukaryota; Metazoa; Chordata; Mammalia; Rodentia; Bathyergidae
Gene: Zfpl1
Product: zinc finger protein like 1
Exons: 8
Coding region: 105-1037 (310 amino acids)
Cellular component (GO): Golgi apparatus
Source: RefSeq, a predicted model, not a curated record